CCAGUGCCGUUUUCCACAACCAGAAAGACGCGGGCAAGCAAAAUUUCGCCAUCUUGGUUCGUGGAUUGUUUGUGACUGCCACCUUCUCGUCCGCCGCCUCGUUGCUCGUACGCGUGUAAUACCAGCGCAAAUAAGAAACCAUGGCUGAUAACCAGGAUAACAAACCCGACGCCGGUCCGGGCGACAGCAACUCGGAGUACAUCAAGCUCAAAGUCGUUGGCAACGAUUCCAAUGAGAUACACUUCAGGGUCAAAAUGACCACUCAAAUGGGCAAGCUGAAAAAGUCCUACAGUGAGAGAGUGGGUGUGCCAGUCACCUCACUUAGAUUCCUCUUCGACGGAAGGCGAAUCAAUGAUGAUGAGACCCCUAAGCAGCUGGAGAUGGAAAAUGACGAUGUGAUUGAAGUUUACCAGGAACAGACCGGCGGCAGAAUGAAUUAACAAGAUUAGGUGUUAAGUGUUCCUUAUGAAUGCCUUGCCUCCGGAAGUGACAAUUUGUUGGGGUUAAAUAGAAGCGGAGGAAUAGGAACACGGUUGGACAAUUUGUGUCUAUAUAUUUAUAAUUUGGAUGACUACGAUCACUAGCAAUAGUUCACAGAAAAAUUAAUCAAGUGUUGCAUACCAUAUUUGAUUCCAUGGAUUUGAGGUGAACAGUGCAUUUCAUCUUCUUUUCAUUUGUACCCACAAAUAGGUUCUAAUUAAAAUAAGCUCAGCUUUCUCAUUCAACAAUUAUGAAUUUAACCACAUCCAAGACUAAUGUGUAAACAAACUUCAAAAAUAAAAUAAAAUUAUCCUUUUAUUAAAACAA
Neocloeon triangulifer is the source of this 807-nucleotide messenger RNA. Its product is annotated as small ubiquitin-related modifier-like. Gene Ontology annotation, molecular function: protein tag activity; ubiquitin-like protein ligase binding. Gene Ontology annotation, cellular component: nucleus; PML body. Bases 141 to 440 code for a protein of 99 amino acids. The transcript is spliced from 5 exons. NCBI's taxonomy places the organism in Eukaryota, Metazoa, Arthropoda, Insecta, Ephemeroptera, Baetidae. The record is from RefSeq and is a predicted model, not a curated record. Gene Ontology annotation, biological process: protein sumoylation.